CCUCCUCUCCGGGUCUCUCUCCUCUUCUCCUCCCAGCUCUCCUCUCUCGAGCCAAAGCAGCUGCCGAUAUCGCCGGCCACCGACGCCCGGGGCACAGCAGCCAGCCGAGCGGCGCGGAUAGCUGCACGCGACGCAGAACAGCACCCGAGGGUCCAGCUCGCGGUGGCCGUGCCUAGCCUUCUCUUUGCAGCGCCCGACACGCUGAAGACCCCAAACAGAAGAUAGCCGGGUACCACCGAGCUGAUGGCGUCUUCGACCCCUUCUUCGUCCGCAACCUCCUCGAACGCGGGAGCGGAUCCUAAUACAACCAACCUGCGCCCUACAACCUAUGACACCUGGUGCGGCGUGGCCCACGGAUGCACCAGAAAACUGGGGCUGAAGAUCUGUGGCUUUCUGCAGAGGACCAACAGCCUGGAAGAGAAGAGUCGCCUUGUGAGCGCCUUCAAAGAGAGGCAGUCCUCCAAGAACCUGCUUUCCUGUGAAAACAGUGACCGCGACACCCGCUUCCGUCGCACUGAGACCGACUUCUCCAACCUGUUUGCCCGAGAUCUGCUUCCAGCUAAGAAUGGGGAGGAGCAGACCGUGCAGUUCCUGCUGGAGGUGGUGGACAUACUCCUUAACUAUAUCCGCAAGACGUUUGAUCGCUCCACCAAGGUGCUGGACUUCCACCACCCACACCAGUUGUUGGAAGGCAUGGAAGGCUUUAACUUGGAGCUCUCUGACCAUCCUGAGUCCCUGGAGCAGAUCCUGGUCGACUGUCGGGAUACACUCAAGUAUGGUGUUCGCACAGGUCAUCCUCGAUUUUUCAACCAGCUCUCCACUGGCUUGGAUAUCAUUGGCUUAGCUGGUGAAUGGUUGACAUCAACUGCCAACACCAAUAUGUUUACGUAUGAAAUUGCACCAGUGUUUGUCCUCAUGGAGCAAAUAACACUUCAGAAGAUGAGGGAGGUCAUUGGGUGGUCAAGCAAAGACGGUGACGGGAUAUUUUCUCCCGGGGGAGCCAUAUCCAACAUGUACAGCAUCAUGGCAGCUCGCUACAAGUACUUCCCAGAAGUGAAGACACAGGGCAUGUCGGCUGUUCCCAAACUGGUCCUCUUCACCUCAGAGCACAGUCACUAUUCCAUAAAGAAAGCCGGGGCAGCACUUGGCUUUGGAACAGACAAUGUGAUUUUGAUACAGUGCAAUGAGAGGGGGAAGAUAAUUCCAGCUGAUUUAGAGGCAAAGAUUCUUGAAGCCAAGCAAAAGGGGUAUGUUCCUCUCUAUGUCAAUGCAACUGCUGGCACAACUGUUUAUGGAGCUUUUGAUCCCAUCCAAGAGAUUGCAGAUAUAUGUGAGAAAUACAACCUUUGGCUGCACGUGGAUGCUGCCUGGGGUGGUGGGCUGCUCAUGUCUAGGAAGCACCGCCAUAAACUCAGUGGCAUAGAAAGGGCCAACUCAGUGACCUGGAACCCUCAUAAGAUGAUGGGCGUCCUGCUACAGUGUUCGGCCAUCCUGGUCAAGGAAAAGGGCAUACUCCAAGGAUGCAACCAGAUGUGUGCAGGAUACCUCUUCCAGCCAGACAAGCAGUAUGACGUUUCCUAUGACACUGGAGACAAGGCCAUUCAGUGUGGCCGCCAUGUGGACAUCUUCAAGUUCUGGCUGAUGUGGAAAGCAAAGGGCACUGUGGGAUUUGAAAAUCAGAUCAACAAAUGCCUGGAACUGGCUGAAUACCUCUAUACCAAGAUUAAAACCAGAGAAGAGUUCGAGAUGGUUUUCGACGGUGAGCCUGAGCACACAAACGUCUGUUUCUGGUAUAUUCCACAAAGCCUCCGUGGGGUUCCUGAUAGCCCUGAGCGACGGGAAAAACUACACAGGGUGGCUCCCAAGAUCAAAGCCCUGAUGAUGGAGUCUGGCACGACCAUGGUUGGCUACCAGCCUCAGGGGGACAAAGCCAACUUCUUCCGGAUGGUCAUUUCCAACCCUGCUGCCACUCAGUCUGACAUCGAUUUCCUCAUCGAGGAGAUAGAAAGGCUGGGCCAGGAUCUGUAAUCCCUUUGCAGGCCAGGAGCUUACGGCCAUCCCCUUUUCCCUCUGGCACCCUAGCACAAAUCUCUGUCCUUUGCUGACACCCCUAGGCCAUUUCAUUGGAGGACAUUAUAAUAUCUUGAAGAAUACAACCUCACUUAAGCUUGUUUGUUAGAGUUAACAAGACAUAAUUUUUUUUUUUUAAAAAAACAAGUUGCACAUUAGGACUGCAGUAUAAAUGUACAGUUAUAUAUACCUCUCUCCCUCCUCUCUCUCUCUCUCUCUCUCUCUCCAUAUAUAUAUAUAUAUAUAUAUAUAUAUAUAUAUAUAUAUAUAUAUGGUGUGGCUUAGUCCUAGAGUUCUAGAUCACAGCAUGUCUCUCACCCCCUGAGAAUUAGCUUCACCCCAGCAGUUACUGAGGGACUAACCAUCUGCAAAUCAGCUUGCCAGCAACCAUAGAGCAGGUGGCUUUCCCACUGCUGUGUCCUAGAGACCUCCCUGUCAGUGUGUCUCCCACCUGAAGGGUGGUGGGAAGAAAAGACACUGAGGGCUAACAAGAGUCUCGCCCUCCCCAUUAGUAAAUGUAGCAGAAUCUUUGUCACGGGUGUACCACUGCUGCGUUCUUAGAGGUUCACUUAUGUAGACUGUGUAUAUUACUAUUGUCUGACCUUGGGGGGGGGGGACACAUGUAAUGAUUUCCAUAACUGUUUCAUUGUAGAUCAGUGAAAUAUUUGCUUAUUUAUAUUCAGAGAUUUACCACGUUAAAGAGGCAUCUUGUAUUUUCUUCUCAUUUGUAAUGUAUCUUAUUUAUAUAUUAAUGAAGUAAGUUCUGAAUACUGUUUAUGGUAUUUUCGUGUAUUUGUGAGCCAAAGAGAAAAGAUGAAAAUUAGUGGGAUUUGCAUUUAUAUUAGAGUGCCCUUAAAAUAAUGAUUUAAGCGUAUGUGUGCUGUCUGUGAAAUAAUUCCGAUACUGCGCAUAGUCAUACAUAUGGAAACCCUGUUCUUCAACAGUCCCUGCUUUUGCUCCUACCCUGUCUGGCUGUAUGUUGGGUGUUCUCAAUGCUUUUUUUAGUAACUAUUGAAUAAUAACUAGAUCUCCUGUAAUUUUGUAGUAGUCCAUGACCAAUCUCUGUGACUUGCUUAGCUGAAACCUAAGGCAUUGUUUCUGAAGACCUUCUGAAGAUCUCUGAUAAACUGACCAGUCUCACCACUGUUUUUGAAAAUGAAAUCCACACUGUGCGUUUUAGAGUAUGCAAGAAGAAUAUAAACAAAUAAAAAUAUUCUCCAUGGAGAAUCUGAACAAAA
Messenger RNA from Jaculus jaculus (lesser Egyptian jerboa), 3308 nucleotides. RefSeq names its product glutamate decarboxylase 1 (gene Gad1). Bases 244 to 2028 code for a protein of 594 amino acids. The record is from RefSeq and is a predicted model, not a curated record. NCBI's taxonomy places the organism in Eukaryota, Metazoa, Chordata, Mammalia, Rodentia, Dipodidae. Gene Ontology annotation, biological process: GABA biosynthetic process. The transcript has 17 exons. Gene Ontology annotation, cellular component: presynaptic active zone; cytoplasm. Gene Ontology annotation, molecular function: pyridoxal phosphate binding; glutamate decarboxylase activity.